Molecule: messenger RNA, 879 nt
Organism: Fusarium redolens
Lineage: Eukaryota; Fungi; Ascomycota; Sordariomycetes; Hypocreales; Nectriaceae
Exons: 3
Biological process (GO): DNA-templated transcription
Molecular function (GO): DNA binding; zinc ion binding
Source: RefSeq, a predicted model, not a curated record
GCACGAACGAGUUCAAUCAGGCACGGAUUCGAGAGGUCCUUGGGACAGACAUGUUUUCUCGAGAAUCCAAGCCUCAUGUCACUCCAAGCUCUUGCCAUAUAUCUCCAAGUAGUUCGCGCGUACAAUGCAGGCCGAUCAAUAUGGAUCUUGAAUGGACUCGUUAUCCGCGCCGCACAGUCAAUCGGGAUACACCGAAAUGGAGACGCCUUGGGGCUUUCCCCGUUUGAAUCCGAGAUGCGGCGUCGACUGUGGUGCACCAUCGUUUGCAACGACUCGCGCUCAGCUGAGGACCACGGUAUCUCCUUGAAUGGCCUCGGCACGUCUGUAGAUAUGGCGUUUCCCUCCAAUCGGAGUGACCAUGAAAUUUGGCCAAAUAUAGCUGAGCUGCCACGGGAACGGUACCAGUGGACUGAGAUGACAAACGCCGUCGUCAUUAUGAAGAUGAGCUAUCACCUCAAGCGGCUGUACCAAAUCCUAGCAGCCUCUGGGGCACUCAGCAACCUUUUGAACGAAUCGAUACGAAGAGAUGUCGUCGAUAAAGCCACGGCAGAUGUGCUGCAAUACCUCCAGCAUUGUAAUUCAGUCAUUCCAGCGCAACGGGCCACGCUAUUUUCUUGUCGGGCCUUCCUCCGCAAGCUCAACUUUAUCAGCCGGCAGUACCGGGAAUCUCACGCCACGGACGAAAACCUCAUCGACGCAUGCGAGAUCCUCGGGCUCAACGUUCAAUUCAGGUCCGACGACCUUCUGAAGCAGUUUCGGUGGGUCUGUGAGGCUUAUCCGCCGUACCACAUGCUCUUGUACGUACUAUGGCAUCUUUGCCUAAAGAGCUCGGGGCCUAGCGUGGAACUAGCGUGGAACGCCGUCAACCUCGCUUUCAAG